UCCUUCGCUUCGCUGGGCUAUAAGACGAACCGAUGCUCCCUUUCCCAGAGGACGUGCUCAUACUUCUCCUUUACUUCGAGCUUUUGGCGGUGAAGAAAGAUAUCCGUUCCUUUCCCUCGCAUCCGUUUCUGCACCCGCAUGCGGGUUGCUAGUUCCUCCUUUUGAGGUUUACAUAUAGUCGGCGGUGAUUGGUACCACACACGGUGCCAAGAUGGGGAGUUUGCACAAGACCACCUUUGUUCUCAUGUUCUGCUUGGCAAUGUUGGCCAGAGCGGAUCAUCUCAAGUACAAGGAUCCGAAGAAGCCUGUUAGUGUCCGCGUCAAGGAUCUGCUUGCUCGGAUGACACUUGCUGAAAAGAUUGGCCAGAUGACUCAAAUCGAGAGGGAGAACGCCACCACGGGGGUGCUAUCCAAGUACUUCAUUGGUAGCGUACUGAGCGGUGGAGGCAGCGUGCCUUCUCCACAGGCAUCUGCCGAGGCUUGGGCUUCGAUGGUUAAUGCAAUGCAAAAAGAUGCUCUUUCUACCCGCCUGGGUAUUCCGAUGCUCUAUGGUAUUGAUGCUGUGCACGGUCACAAUAACGUCUACAAAGCUACCAUCUUCCCACAUAAUGUUGGGCUUGGAGCUACCAGGGACCCUGCGCUGGUAAAGAGGAUAGGAGAAGCAACUGCUCUUGAAGUUAGAGCUACAGGAAUUCCUUAUGCCUUCGCACCGUGUAUUGCGGUUUGUAGAGACCCAAGAUGGGGACGGUGCUACGAAAGCUAUAGUGAAGACCCAAAGGUUGUCCAGUCAAUGACCACACUUAUCUCUGGCUUGCAAGGCGAUGUUCCAGCUAGUGAAGCGGGAAGACCAUACGUUGGUGGAAGUAAGAAAGUUGCUGCAUGCGCAAAGCACUAUGUUGGUGAUGGUGGUACGUAUUUGGGGAUCAACGAGAACAAUACAGUCAUCGACGUCCAUGGGCUCAUGACUAUCCAUAUGCCUGCUUAUUAUAAUUCUAUCAUCAGAGGUGUAUCCACCGUUAUGGUUUCGUACUCUAGUUGGAAUGGAAAGAAGAUGCACGCCAACCAUUUCCUAAUCACUGAUUUUCUCAAGAAAAAGCUCAAAUUCAGGGGCUUUGUGAUUUCAGACUGGCAAGGCAUUGAUAGGAUUACUAGUCCCCCAGGCGUGAACUACUCUUAUUCAGUUGAGGCUGGAGUUGGUGCCGGCAUUGACAUGAUCAUGGUUCCUUUUGGCUACACAGAAUUCAUUGAUGAUCUGACAGCCCAAGUUAAGAGUGGCAUUAUCCCCAUGAGCAGAAUCGAUGAUGCUGUUUACAGGAUUCUUCGGGUCAAGUUCACCAUGGGUCUAUUUGAGAGCCCUUACGCUGAUCCCAGUCUCGCUGGUGAACUUGGAAAGCAAGAACACCGAGAACUUGCUCGGGAAGCUGUCAGGAAAUCAUUGGUGUUGCUGAAAAAUGGAAAGUCUGCCUCCGCUCCGCUGUUGCCUCUCCCGAAGAAGGCAGGUAAGAUCCUUGUCGCCGGAAGCCACGCUGAUAACUUGGGCAACCAGUGUGGAGGAUGGACAAUCACAUGGCAAGGAUUGGACGGCAACGGCAACACUGCCGGGACGACGAUCCUCUCGGCGAUCAAGUCCACCGUCGACCCGAGCACGCAGGUGGUCUUCUCGGAGAACCCAGACAGCACCACCUUAAGCGACAAGUACGACUACGCGGUCGUGGUGGUCGGCGAGCCACCCUACGCCGAGACAUUCGGUGACAACCUGAACCUGACGAUCCCAGGAUCCGGUCCGUCCGUGAUCCAGAACGUCUGCAAGAGCAUGAAGUGUGUGGUGGUGCUCAUCUCUGGUAGGCCGCUGGUGAUGGAGCCGUACAUCGGCGCCAUCGACGCGUUCGUGGCCGCGUGGCUGCCUGGCUCAGAGGGCCAGGGCGUGGCCGACGUGCUCUUCGGCGACUACGGGUUCACUGGGAAGUUGGCGAGGACGUGGUUCAAGUCGGUGGACCAGCUGCCGAUGAACGUCGGCGACAAGCACUACGACCCGCUCUUCCCCUUCGGGUUUGGCCUCACCACCGAGGCCAAGAAGUGACUCCGGUGAGGUGAUUGAGAUGGGAGGAAUUUUCGUUUGGGAUGUGAGAGAUGAUAUACUUAUAUACAUCAAUUUGUGGUUGAUUUGUUAGCAAUAAAAGAGAUGCAUUCAUGAGGUUGUGCGACA
Lolium perenne is the source of this 2206-nucleotide messenger RNA. RefSeq lists its product as uncharacterized. The record is from RefSeq and is a predicted model, not a curated record. Gene Ontology annotation, molecular function: beta-glucosidase activity. Lineage: Eukaryota; Viridiplantae; Streptophyta; Magnoliopsida; Poales; Poaceae. Gene Ontology annotation, biological process: glucan catabolic process.